AAAAUAGAUUUAAGUACUAUUGAAGAGCAACGGCACGGCUUGCUGCAUUAGAAUUCCGUCCCGUUCAAGUGUACUAUAUAAUAGGCUGCAAAAAAAAACAAAUUAUCCUACUCAUGUUGACAUUAUUCAAAUACUAAAGAAAAAUUCAUUAUGAAUCCAAAAAUUCCUUCUAAAACGUGUGCAGAUUGGAAACAAUUAUUCCAGGGCCAAUACCCUGGCAAACCAAGCUUUACUGAAGACAAGUAUCCAGAUUUAAAGGGUAAGGUUGUAAUUGUUACUGGUGGUAAUUCCGGAGUUGGUUAUCAAACAGUUAAAUCUUUGGCUGGUAGUACCGAAGCGAGAAUUUACAUUUUUUCCAGAAAUGAACAAAAGAGUUUGGAUGCAAUUGCCCAAAUUCGUAAAGAGGUUGCCCAAGAGUAUAAAGUAUUCAACCCCGAUAUCCACUUUGUCAAGGUUGACUUGAGUGAUUUGACUACGGUUAAACCUGCAGUUGAAGAAUUCUGUAAACGCGAAACUAGAUUGGAUAUUAUCAUUCACAACGCAGGAGUCUUGAUGCCACCUACAGGCAGCAAAUCUGCUCAAGGGUAUGAAUUGCAAUUAGGUACAAACGUAAUUGGACCCCAUUUAUUACAAAGACUCUUGGAUCCAAUCUUUAUUAAGACUUCUAAGACGAAUAAGCCUGGAGAAUCAAGAAUCGUUUGGGUAUCAUCUUCGUUCCAUUUUUUUGCUCCACAGGGUGGGUUUUUCUGGGAUGACUUAAACUAUGAGCAAGUUAAGAGUAUGUUUUUGUCGCGAUACUAUGCCGUAACCUUGUAUGGACAAAGCAAGGCCGGUACUGUUAUCCAAGCAAGAACGUGGUCACUCAAGCAUAAUGCUCCUAAUGUGAUCAGUAGUUCCGUAUGCCCAGGUUAUUUAAAGACUGGGUUACAAAAGGAUUGUACCAUGUUUGAGAAAGUGGUCUUUUGGUUGACCCUUCAUCCUGCACGCUAUGGUGCAUAUACUGAACUUUUCGCAGCCUUGUCUCCUGAUGUGAAGAACAGAUCUCAUAGUAUUGCCUAUGGUAGACAAAGCCAUGUAAGAAAAGAUCUCAUGGAUGAAAAGACUUGUGAUAAAGUUUGGAAGUACCUUGAUAAGGUGACUGACACAUAUGUUUAGUUUUGUGUUUCACUCUAUAUAGUUGUUUUUAUAUGUAGUGAAUAUUAGUUUGAUUG
Spathaspora passalidarum NRRL Y-27907 is the source of this 1211-nucleotide messenger RNA. RefSeq lists its product as uncharacterized. The record is from RefSeq and is a predicted model, not a curated record. Bases 151 to 1155 code for a protein of 334 amino acids. Lineage: Eukaryota; Fungi; Ascomycota; Pichiomycetes; Serinales; Debaryomycetaceae. The transcript has a single exon.